AUGAAUGUUGCAGAACUGGCCCGAAGUGUCCACUCCGAUGGGUUUGUGGCGUUGCCAGUUGCAACGUAUGCAGCAUCAUCAUCCGUCGUGGAGCAACUACGCAGUCAAGUACUCAACCGCUACGAGGAAUUCCUGACCGAAGCUGCCAACCAGAAACUGGACUUGACACUGCGUGAAAACUCGGAGCGUCUUCCUGGUUUCUACGUCCGCGAAGGCGGUCGGAUUGACAUGCAACUGAGCUCUACAAGCUUCCAGACUCGUUUUUUGCCAACUAUUACAGUGGCAACUGUUCACUCCGUGGACAUGCCGCUGCUUAAGUACAUGGCAACAUUGUGGCAGCCAGUCCUCAAGGAGCUCUUCGCGCCGGACGAAUACCGCCUCGAAUACAUAGGUUGCGUACUCUCCAGACCCGGGGAUGGACACCAAAACUGGCAUUUGGAUGGAGUUCACCGCAACCAGCAUGUCCAGGAGCCUGUGGAUCGCCUCAACGUGUUUGUGCCACUGGUGGCCAUCACCGGUGAGACUGGCGGCACCGAGAUGAAGAGAAAAUCGCACAUUCAUGACAACGGAGCUCGUGGCACCGCGUUUGAAGGUUAUCAAGAUCUCGAGAGUGUUGCCGCCUGUGUGGAGGCGGGGACUCCACUCGUCAUGGACUACCGUGUGUGGCAUCGAGGUGUGGCCAACACGAGCGCAAACACUGUGCGUCCUCUGCUCUACUUCAAAUACGCCAAGACGCCUGUGGUCAAACCUCGAGCUGAGACGAACAAGAGGAGGCGAAUUACACCCAAACUAGUGUAA
Messenger RNA from Phytophthora infestans T30-4, 798 nucleotides. RefSeq lists its product as uncharacterized. The record is from RefSeq and is a predicted model, not a curated record. NCBI's taxonomy places the organism in Eukaryota, Oomycota, Peronosporomycetes, Peronosporales, Peronosporaceae. Bases 1 to 798 code for a protein of 265 amino acids. The transcript is spliced from 2 exons.